Molecule: messenger RNA, 858 nt
Organism: Diversispora eburnea
Lineage: Eukaryota; Fungi; Glomeromycota; Glomeromycetes; Diversisporales; Diversisporaceae
Source: the annotation of a GenBank genome assembly
AUGCAAUUCUUAAGUUCACUAUUCCUUUUGGCUUCCCUUAUUUACUCUGUCUCCGCUCAUACCACAAUGUCCUACCCUCUUCCUAGGAGUCAUAUUUUUAAUCCCAAUACUCUCUUUAAAGAUUAUACUUGCCUUACAUCUCCUUUGAAUGGGGGUGUAGGUUGUUUGCCUAAACCUUUCCCUUGUGGUGGUUACCCAGUUGAUACAAAAUUUAGUACUGUUCUUAUCGCUGGUCAAAAAUUUAAUGUAACAUUUUAUAAUCCCGCUGCUCCAAAUCCUGAUUCUAGUACUGAUCAAGCUCGUCAUAAUGGUGGUUUAUGUGAAUUUGCAUUAUCAUAUAAUGGUGGUAAAACCUGGACCAAAAUUGCCACUUACCACAAAACAUGCCCUGACGUUUUGUUCGGAUGGACAGUCAAAAUUCCUGAAAAUGCUCCAACUUGCGAUACACUUGGUCAAUGUAUAUUUAGUUGGUCCUGGAUAAAUGCUGCUGGAAAUCUCGAAUUCUAUCAAAAUUGUGCUGACGUUAAAAUUAUUGGAAAAUCCAUUACACCAUUACCAGAAAUAGAUAUUACCAAAGCCAAUUUACCUGACUUUGAAGAUGCUUUUUUCCCUGAAGGAGAUCCAUCAAAUUCUGGAAAUGCGAAAGGUUCAGGUCCACUUGCUAAAGAUAUUGCUGAAAAUUUAAAACCUUUCCCAACAAAGCCAGAGCCAGAAUAUGCAUCGGAAACAAUCAAAUGUGUAGAAGACAAGAAAAGUCCUUAUUAUAUUGUUUAUAAUAAUGGAAAGAAAACUACCCAUAAAUGUAAAGGUACUAAGGUAUGCCACCAAAAAGAUAACAACAUCGUCUGUAAAAAAUAG